This is a messenger RNA of Cynocephalus volans (Philippine flying lemur), 2646 nucleotides long. It is a transcript of the gene SLFN12, whose product is annotated as schlafen family member 12. NCBI's taxonomy places the organism in Eukaryota, Metazoa, Chordata, Mammalia, Dermoptera, Cynocephalidae. The record is from RefSeq and is a predicted model, not a curated record.
AUGGAACAAGAAGCCAAACAAGAGCUCAAGGGAUUUAUGACUUGUGUGACUUGUAUGGACUAUGGAGAGAAGCAACAGAUCAACUUGGGAAGUAACAGAUCAACGUGUGGGCCUCCCAUCACCAGACUAGUGUACCCCAAGAAAGGCCUGGAACAUAAAAAGGAUCUCCAGCAACUCUUCUUUCAGCCAGGGCAUUUGCAAUAUACUCCUGAAUCCCUCUAGAUGGAGCUGUCCUCACAGCAUGAAGGACUGAAGGAGUUAAUAAAUAAACAAAUGCGUCCUUUCUCCCAGGGGAUUCUGAUUCUGUCUAAAAGCUGGGCUGUGGACCUGAACUUGUGAGAGAAGCAGGCAAUCAUCUGUGAUGCCCUACUGAUAGUACAGAAUAGCCCUCCCAUGCUAUAUAGCAUUCUCAGGGAGCAGGAUGCAGCGGGGCAGGACUACUGCACCCAUGCUGCCUUUACUUUGAAGCAGAAGCUGGAAAACACAGGUGGCUACACUGGAAAAGUGCAUGUCAGGACCAAGGUCCUCUGUCUGAGUUCUGAGAGCAAUGCAGAGUCCUUGAAGGGUUCAGGCUCUAUGAUAGGUUACCCAGGGUCCUAUAACCUUGCAAACACCCAACAAAUGGAAGCCUUGCUGCAGUCCCUCGUAAUUGUCUUGCUUGGUUAAUCUUUCUUGAGUGACCAGCUCAGGUGUGAGGUUUUAAAUCUGCUCAUAAGAGGCUGGCUGAAAGAGAGAGAGAAAGAAAGAAAACAAGAAAGAAAAGCAAAUCUGCUCAGAGAAUUGUUUGUCCAUGGCUUACCUGGCUCAAGGAAGACAAUCAUGGCCAUGAAGACCAUGGAGAAAAUAAGGAACAUGAUUCACUGUGAGGCAAAUAAAAUUCUCUACAUUUGUGAAGAACAGCCUCUGAGGACCUUUAUCAGAACAAGAUUCCUGUUGGGAAAUUGAAUGGCUGCUGAGAAAAUGAACAUCAUUAUUGAUUUGGAAACUAACUAUGCUGAGCUCGUUCUGGAUGUGGGAAGAGUCAUUCUUGGGGAGAAGGAUAGAAAAAAAAUGGCAAAUAGUCAACUGAGAAAAAAGCAAAAUGAAGAAGUCAUACAAGCUGUGUGUGCUGCACUGAAUUCUGGAGGGGGAGUGAUCAAGGCUGAAAUUGAGAAUAAAAACUAUCGUUACCAAAAAGAUGUAACAGGACAAGAUUUGGAAAAUUCUUUUUGUAAUAUUGUGUCAUUUGUCCCCAAAUACCUAGACUUCAUGCAGAAAGAUCACUACUUUCUGAUUUUUGUGAAAUCAUGGAGCUUGGAAACCUCUGGUCUUUGAAUUGCCACCUUGAGCUCCAAUUUGUACAAAAGAGAUAUAACUUCUGCAAAUGUCAUGAAUGCAGCUGCUUCACUGGAGUUUCUCAAAGUCAUAGAAGAAACUAGAGGGAGAUCUCGUUUAAGACCAAAAUUGCCUGCAAAGAGGGCUCAUAUUGAUGCACAAGAAGAAAAUAAUGUGGAAGUUUUGGCUGCUGACUUUUUUAACAGGACAAAACUUAUAUACAAAGAAAAGUUUGACUUUACCGAAUCCACACAUAUUGAAAUUAAAUACUUCUCAACAGGAAAGUUGUUACAACGCAUUAAAGAGAUUCUCCCUCAGUAUGUUUCGGCAUUUGCAAAUACUGAUGGGGGAUAUUUGUUCAUUGGUUUAAAUGAAAAAGAACAAGAAAUAAUGGGCUUUAAAGCAGAGAAGAGUGAUCUCAGUGAGUUAGAAAAAGAAAUAGAAAAGUCCAUUAGUAAGCUGCCUGUCCAUCACUUCUGUGAGGAGAAAAGCGAGAUAAAUUACUCAUGCAAAUUCCUUGACGUAUAUAAAGAAGGAAGUCUUCAUGGAUAUGUCUGUGCACUCAGAGUGGAGCGAUUCUGCUGUGCAGUGUUUGCUAAAGAGCCCAAUUCCUGGCAUGUGAAAGAUAACUGUGUAAUGCAGUUGACCACGGAAGAAUGGGUCCAGUUCAUGAUGGAUGCUGAGCCAGUUCUACCAGAAAGGAUGAUACAUGCUUCAGAAAUCCUCUAUGCGGAACGGUUCUUACAACAUGAAGAACUUGGACAAUUAAUAUACAAAGAAAUGGGCCCUGUCAGACAAGGUAAACUGAUCUUCUCUAAGAGCUGGUCUUUGGAUUUGGGCUUGCAAGAGAACCAGAAUGUCAUCUGUGAUGCUCUUCUGAUUUCCUUGGACAGUCCGCCAGUCCUAUGCACCUUACCUGGAGUACUGAAUGAGGAGUCAGAAAUCUAUUCUAGACAAACUGCCCUAACUUUGCAGAAGCUGGCAAAAAUUGCUGGUUACACUGAGAAAGUGUGUGUCAUGAUGAAGAUCUUCUGCUUGAGUCCUGAAGGCAAGGCAAGCUGCCCUUAUGAUUCAAGCUUGGAAAUAUUUUACCCUGACCCCUACUAUUCUAUAACCACUCAAACAAUGGAAAAUUUGCUGAAGGCCCUUUUUGUAGUCUCAAGGAGACUCAGAUCUUUUAGUUAGCAGUUUGCCUCUGACAUUUUCAACGUCUCUCCGAUGAUCAGUAUGGAUUGCUUUCAGAAGAAUGACUUAAGGAUAAUUAGAUCUUGUCCAAAGUGCAUUGAAUCAUGGAAAAUGGAUUGGGCUACAGAGACAUUUUUCAUGACAUAA